AUGGUUUCCCUCUUGGAUGCGACCGUGUUUCUGCUCUGCUUCGCCGUCGCCGGCCUCCACGUCCUUGAUUACCUUCUUGCCAUCUGCCCGCACAGCGUGGGCGGCGCCGUCGCGCUCCUUGCCCUCCCUACAGCUUACUUUACGGGUGUGAUCCUUGUUUACCUCCAAAUCGCGCCGGCGCCACGCGCGCCGGUGUCGCAAGUUGUUGCUUUGAGGCUGCUCGCCGCCAUGGCAUGUGCCCUGCUUCUCCUUGCUGCCAUCAUCAUGUUCAUGCCGCUUGCGCCUUGGCUGUUCAGUAUGUGA
This is a messenger RNA of Miscanthus lutarioriparius, 303 nucleotides long. Lineage: Eukaryota; Viridiplantae; Streptophyta; Magnoliopsida; Poales; Poaceae. The record is from the annotation of a GenBank genome assembly.